Chaetomium fimeti is the source of this 659-nucleotide messenger RNA. RefSeq lists its product as uncharacterized. Lineage: Eukaryota; Fungi; Ascomycota; Sordariomycetes; Sordariales; Chaetomiaceae. The transcript is spliced from 3 exons. The coding region runs from base 120 to 470 and encodes 116 amino acids. The record is from RefSeq and is a predicted model, not a curated record.
CCCCCCCCCCCCCACCACCCAUCCCGCGUCGUUUUUAGUCCUUUUUUUUUCUCCUACUCUCCUUUUUUACACACAGCACCGCACAGCACAGCACAGCUACCCCUCGUCCCGGAAAUACCAUGGCCUCGCGAAUCCUAUCCCACGGCGCCCGCGCCCUGUCGAGAACUGCCGCGCCGACGGCCCGCGCCUUCAACACGUCUGCUGCGCGGCUGAAUGCCGUUGCUGCGGGUGUUGCGCCGCCGCUGCCUGCUAGGAGGCCUGUGGGUGCGCUGAGGGGAGGGCUCUUCGGCUUCUUCCUCGGCAGCUCGCUCGCCGCCGGCGGCGUCUACUACUACGCCAUCCAGGAGUACAAGGCCUCGAAUGAGCUGCUGACCGAGGACAUUUACGCCCUUCAAGACACAGUUGAGCGGUUGAGCAAGUACCUGACGACGCUCGAGGAGAAGAUGGAGGCGAUGGAGAGGAAGCGAUGAGUUAUGACUGUGAUGGAUGGGAUGGGGCGGCCUUGGGAUCUUUGGGAAUAGGCGUGGAUAUGGGGUUUAAUGGGAGUUAUAUGCUGUUUUUGGGAGAGCAUGUUGUUGAUGUGGGAGCAUCAGAAAAGGGUGUCGCGUGCCCAUCACAUUGCGUCCGUAGUUUCCUUGACCAAUAUCGAGAUCUCAACA